AUGGCAGCUCUUAUCGCAAAAAAGCAAGAGGAAUGGAAUUCACAAAAAGUAAGAGAUUUGUUGCGUCUCCCUGAAAACAAGAAAUGCUUCGAUUGCCCCACCAAGAGCCCAUUCUUUGUCAAUGUCAGUAUCCAAACGUUUGUGUGUACUCGUUGUUCAGGACUUGUCCGAGAAGUAGGGCAUCGAGUAAAGUCAAUCUCGGCAAGUAAAUUUUCAGGACCAGAGAUUGUUGCCUUACAGCAUGGUGGCAAUGAAGUUGCUCGCACGAUUUGGUUGAGUAAUUACAACAUGAACACAGCAGAACCUGAGUCAGACGGAGAUGUGAGAUUAUUCAUGAGACAAAAAUACUAUGAGCAGAAAUGGUUGGAUCGAAAAAAGGGUGUAGCUCAUGCUGAGCGAGUGAAGCGCAUCAUCACGGAAACAUACAACGAAGAAGGUAUUCGAAGAGUGCCCAGUCCUAAAGUUGCCAAGAGGCAAAGUCUCAAUGUCGCAACAACCACCGAGAGGCCGAAAAUAGUUCCCACUCCAUCCUGGGUCGAUGAUAACGUGCCCAUUGGUUUGAUCCCCACUGUAAAGACAAAUGCCACCACUGUGGAUCUACUAUUGAAUGAUGAUUUAAUGUUAUCUCCAAAGUCGCCUACAUUUCCAUCCCCUCCUCAGCCAUCUAAUAGUACUAGCAGAAGAUUGCCUAUCGCACCUUUAGCUUCGGCUCCGCAAUCACAGAAACCAACACCAGCAGCAGUGCAACCUGCAAAGAAUGAUUUCUUUUCAGAAUUAGCAGCAUUGAAUCCUGUAAAACCUGUAGCCACGGCAACAUAUUCUGGUGGCAUUUUGCAACCCAACUCACCAUCAUCCUCAUCACCUUUGACAAGUAACUUUCAAAUCCCAACACCAACUAGUCCUAUUGCACAGCAAAAGGCGGCCACUACCGCAAGCAACAACAAUAGCAGGCCAAUUAAUCUGGACCCUUAUGCCGCUUUACGAGAUUUAUCCAUAGGAUCAAAGCCUGUUACUCCACCACCAAUGACCAAAAUGGAGUCCAGCGAUUCACUGUCAUUUGGCGAUUUUCAAAAAUCGCCUACUACAGCAACUUUUACUGCAUUCAAAACCACACCGACCAACAAUGCGUUGUUUAGUGAUCUGGACCCCUUAUUCAAACGAUGA
Molecule: messenger RNA, 1164 nt
Organism: Mucor velutinosus
Lineage: Eukaryota; Fungi; Mucoromycota; Mucoromycetes; Mucorales; Mucoraceae
Exons: 5
Coding region: 1-1164 (387 amino acids)
Cellular component (GO): membrane; cytoplasm
Molecular function (GO): GTPase activator activity
Source: RefSeq, a predicted model, not a curated record